CGAACGUGUGACGUCAGCGAUCCAAAACCGGAUCUCCAUCGCUAUCCGGCCGUCCACUUGGCAGGAUCCUCUCUCACCACUUAUAGAAAAACCCCGAAACGCUUGUCCGCCCGUGGGCCGGGCCUCGUAGCUAUCCAAUCGCUAGGGAGCCACGUGUCGACGUCCCGAAACUUCCAAGUCCUAACCCGCAAAAGGCCUCCGCACACCCCAGGAGGCCCAACCGACGUGUCCCGUUUUGGGCUUCCAUCAGGUGACACUUUUCACGAUUUCAAAGCAGGCCCCGCCAGACCCUACCCGUAUCCUGGGCCCCACGUCCGCCGCGCCACGUUUCACUUUCGACCAAUCAUCUUCGCCCCACGUGUCCACCAGAACACGUGUCGUUGUCUCAGGAGUUAUAAGUACCAGUCACGUCCACAUUUCUGUGCUCCGAGAAAAGCAAGUCCGAGAGGAGAGAGAUCGGGGGAUGGAAGCGAGGGGAGGCUGCUGCAUAGCGCGGUACGCCGGAGUUCCGUACGACGCGGCGAAGGUGGACAGAAUAAUGCUCAGAUUCCGACCGAUCGCGCCGAAGCCGGCCUCCGGGGCGGCGGUGCCCGGCGUUUCGCCGCCGGAGAGUUGCCCGAGGGGCGGGAGAGGGAAGAGAAGGUGCGGCGGCAGCGGCGGUAGAGAGAGCGCCGGCAGACGGUGCGUCAGGAAGAGGAAAGCGUCGUCGGAGACGGAGUCGCCCGUGGUAACGCUGCCGCUGCUGCCGGAGACGCCGGUCUGGAAGGACUCGCCGGCUUCGCCGACGCGGGCGGCAUCGGAGGUCGGGGGACUGGGACUUCCGAGUACAUGGCUGAACUUCGGGAGUGAGAGGAAAGAGGUGGAGGAAGCGGGGGAAGGGGUCGUGGGGUCGUGGGUGACGGUGGAGCGCGUGACGGGGACGCGGGCGGAGGGGGAGUGGAGCUUGGGGAGGACGGACGAGGAGAGGAGGAGGAAUCUGGAGGGGGACGAGUGUCCGGGGUUCAUAUCGGACGGGUGGAACCGGGUGGGGUGGACCAACGGAGCCUACCGGAGGAUGGCUGCGGGCGGCGCCGGAAACUACGAGAAAGUGGGGGUGGUGAUGAAGGAGGGGGUGCCGCGCACGUGCGAGGCGUUCGCGUGCAGGGUGAGGGUGCAGUGUGGGGGGAAGGAGAGGAGCAGCGCGGUGACAAUGCCUUGCGACGCGUGGAGGAUGGACGCCGGCGGGUUUGCAUGGCGGUUGGACGUCCACGCCGCCCUCAGCUUGGGUCGGUAAAAGCCCGACCCACCCAUCUACCCGGAUCCGAAUGAAUGCGGAUCGAUCUACGACGCACGUACUUCCAUAUAUAUAUCCAGUAAGCCUGCGGCAGCUAGUCUUCUACAUAUGAAAGUACGUAUAGUAGAAGGCAAAUUAACAACGUUAAAAUUGUGAAUAUAUAUAUCUGUGGUUGUUUGAUCUCGUCGAAUGUUUUUUGGUAAUUUUUGGCUUUUAUAUAUUUGGAUCCAGUACUCCCUUUUCUUUUUUAACUGUAUGUACGAUCUAUCUAUCUAUCUCUAUCUGGGACUAUUUGGUUGGUUUA
Messenger RNA from Malania oleifera, 1577 nucleotides. RefSeq lists its product as uncharacterized. The record is from RefSeq and is a predicted model, not a curated record. The transcript has a single exon. Lineage: Eukaryota; Viridiplantae; Streptophyta; Magnoliopsida; Santalales; Ximeniaceae. The coding region runs from base 464 to 1273 and encodes 269 amino acids.